This is a messenger RNA of Kwoniella shivajii, 915 nucleotides long. RefSeq lists its product as uncharacterized. The record is from RefSeq and is a predicted model, not a curated record. The coding region runs from base 1 to 915 and encodes 304 amino acids. Gene Ontology annotation, biological process: transmembrane transport; water transport. Gene Ontology annotation, cellular component: plasma membrane. Gene Ontology annotation, molecular function: water channel activity. NCBI's taxonomy places the organism in Eukaryota, Fungi, Basidiomycota, Tremellomycetes, Tremellales, Cryptococcaceae. The transcript is spliced from 10 exons.
AUGAAACGAUCAAAUAUCGCUGCUGAGAAGCCAUUCAAAGGUGAAAGCACUGCGAAGAAGACUGGUCCUUUUGCAGAUAUCAAAAAUGAUUUGAUCGCUAUGGCUGGAGAGUUUGUAGGAACUGUUUUGUUCCUCCUCUUCUCCCUUGGUGCCGUUCAAACUGCUUCGACCAACACUUCCGCGACUACCAGUGACAGCUCAGGUGACGCAGCAGGAACUUCACCAACUGGAAGUGACUCCAACAAGCUUUUGACAUAUUACUACGUCUCAGCUGCAUUUGGUUUAUCACUCUUCGCUACUGCAUCAAUCUUUUACCGUUUCACAGGUAGUAUCUUCAACCCAUCUGUAUCUUUGGCAUUAUGCUUGAUCGGUGCUGUCAAACCAGUACGAUUCCUUCUCGUCUCCUUCGCUCAGAUGAUCGGAGCCAUCGUAGCAUCCGCCAUCCUCGAUGGUCUUACCCCAGGAGCAUUGGUAGUCAACGUCGGUCUCGCAAAUGGUACCAGUAAAGCUCAAGGUUUAUUCAUUGAGAUGUUCACCACUGCAACUUUGGUUCUAAGUGUAUUGAUGCUUGCUGCUGAAAAACAUCUUUUAACACCUUUCGCUCCUCUCGGUUUCGGUUUCACCUUAUUCAUCGUCAUGCUCUUCUCAAUCGCCUUUACCGGUGGUGCCGUCAACACUGCCAGAGCCUUCGGUCCAGCUGUUAUUCAAGGAUUCCAACCAUACCACUGGAUCUACUGGGUCGGUCCUACUCUUGGAGCCUUAUUAGCUGUCGCUUUCUACAUGUUCUUGAAGAAAGUCAAAUACUGGCGAAUCACUCCCGGUCAAGAUUCAACUGAUUCUUCUGAAUCACCCGAUGUUGCCGUCGACAACGAUACCAACGGUGGUAGAUCCUCAAACGCUGAAACUGCUGUCUAA